AUGCGCGUCCCCGUCCUCGCCCCCACGCUCCUUUUCCCUUCGGUCAUGGCGGUGACGCUGACCAACUUGACCGUCGACGACACGGACCUGAACUACUUCUGGUGGAGCGAUGCUGUCGCCAAUACGCCAGCGUGGACUGCGAUAACGCCGGAAACGCCCUGUAAUUUCUGCUCCGCGCAGCCUCAACCGAAAAGCAUCCACAACAGAACGUGGCAUGACGGGACACAGGGUGGCGUAGGGCAGUUAACUUUCAUUGGCACUGCCGCGUGGAUAUACGGGAUCGACCUAGCCAACGGCGGGAAUAUAUCGUUCAGCGUCUCUGGCGUCAACAAAACGGACUCCCAUUAUUACAACGGAGACGAACAGUUUGUAUUCAACUCCCUGUUGUUUUCCGUCACGGAUUUGCCCACCGACCCCGACGGGAACCCCAGAAAUCAUACUAUCUCGUGGCUUGUGGAAAAGAGUAGUCGCAAUGGGACGACAGCGUUGUUUGACUAUGCGGUGAUCAGAGUCGCGGCGCAAAUGCCAUCUAACUCUUCUAGCUCAACAACUCCCGACUCCGGGCAUUCGAAACCCAAUGCUGGGGCUAUUGCAGGCGGUGUCAUUGGAGGAUUAUUUGGCGUCCUCCUAGCUAUAUUGGCGCUCUUCUUCUGCAGGCGGCGACAACAGGCAUUGACGCGAGAUAUGCCGAGCAAGGAAGAUGUCCGGCCCUACGUCGAUGAGCCUAGCGAGCUUGGAGCUCCGAGCGUCUCGCUCGCAGCGAGAACCAGGCCACUCUCCACCCCCACACAAGGAUCUUCCACGUUCGCUGGAAGCUCAUUUCUCUCUGCUGCCACUAUAGGGAAAUCAGCGCUGCCGGGAACCGUAGGCAGGACCAAAAUGUUCGAUACGAGCUCUACGUCGCCUUCGGAAUCCCUGCCUUCAACUUUCGUCGCUUCGGCAUCUACUAGUACUUCCGCCAACGUGACGCCUUCGACACCAACGGCCCCGCCCUCAGCCUUAAGCUUCCUAAUAUCGCCGACUGACGAGGGCGAUCAUGAGCGGCGGACGAUCGCGCCAACAGUUGUGUCCGCUCGGGAGCAGUUCCUGGAGCAGAGACUCGCGGUCUUGGAGGAACAUGUUAGAGAGUUGAACAGCGCCCAGCCUCCUCCGGCGUAUGAGAACCAAAGUAGUCCAAGUUCUGCUUAG
This is a messenger RNA of Mycena indigotica, 1188 nucleotides long. RefSeq lists its product as uncharacterized. Bases 1 to 1188 code for a protein of 395 amino acids. The transcript is spliced from 4 exons. The record is from RefSeq and is a predicted model, not a curated record. Lineage: Eukaryota; Fungi; Basidiomycota; Agaricomycetes; Agaricales; Mycenaceae.